AUGCGGCCGCAGCAGGGCAUGCGACUCGAUGAGCGGUACGUUCCGUACUUGCAGAUGGCUGGAUUAUACCAUCUUGCGAGACUGAACGAUAGAUGGUUCCGAUUAGACGAGCCCCUUAUCAGUGCCUUCGUCGAGCGGUGGCGUCCGGAGACGCACACAUUCCACAUGCCGUUCGGAGAGCGCACGAUCAAACUUCAGGACGUGGCCUACCAGUUGGGAUUGCCAGUGGACGGACGUUAUGUUAGUGGUUGCCUGACAGAUUUCCAGAUAUACAUCCAUGGUAGCCGUCCGGCUUGGGAGACUUUUGAAGAGUGCCCCGCGGGAGCCGAUGAGGAGACAGUGAGGCACUUUACUCGUGCCUAUAUCAUGAUGUUGUUGGGCAUCCAGUUGUUUGCCGACAAGUCCGGCAACCGUGUUCACAUUAGAUGGCUACCCUAUGUGGCUAGGCUUGAGGAGAUAGGUGGAUACAGCUGGGGUCGGCGGCACUAG
Molecule: messenger RNA, 489 nt
Organism: Arachis duranensis
Lineage: Eukaryota; Viridiplantae; Streptophyta; Magnoliopsida; Fabales; Fabaceae
Product: protein MAIN-LIKE 2-like
Exons: 2
Coding region: 1-489 (162 amino acids)
Biological process (GO): meristem development; meristem maintenance
Source: RefSeq, a predicted model, not a curated record